AUGUCUUGUGCCUGGGAGAGAAGGUCCAAGCACUGCUCAGAACUCGGGGAAGUAGCUGCUUACGUCCCCGACCUCAUUUUAUCUGAGGACUUGAGGCACGAAGCCCGUUGCGUUCAGAAUUUUCAUGGAGUACUGCUCUUUGCGGACGUCUCAGGUUUCACUGCUCUGACAGAGAAGUUUAGCCAGAGCGUCAGCCUCGAGCGGGGUGCGGACGAGCUAACGCAAACGCUCAAUGACUACAUGGGCGACAUUGUGGAGGAGCUGCUGGGCUUUGGAGGAGACAUCUUGAAGUUUGCAGGGGAUGCUGUACUGGUGCUGUGGAGAGUGAGGGAAACACAGCUGAGAGACACCAUCAGCCUGGUGCUGCAGUGCUGCCGGCAAAUCCAGGAGAAGUACAGCGUCCGUGACACAGACGUGGGUCUGAAGCUCCGACUGAAGAUAGGGAUCUCUGCAGGGCACAUGUCGCUGCUGACUGUGGGAGACCGCAAGGAGCAGCACUUCCUGAUCCUUGGCAAGGCCGUGGGUGAGGUCUGGCAGGCGCAAAACCUUGCAAGUGCAAGUGAUAUUAUCCUGUCAGCCAGCUGCUGGGAGCUCUGUAACCAGAGCCAGGUGAAGAGCAAGAGAGUGAAAGGCCAAGGAGCUGUGAAGGUUACAGGCGUGCAGCGGAUGUCUGUGUCGGAACGCGAAGAACUUUUCUCCAAGUUCACACGAGCCCAGCUGAACUGCCGUUCUCCUGAAAUGCCAGGCGUCCUGAGGCCUGCGGUUACCUUGGCCCCUCAUCGUGCUCAGGGGAAGGUGCUGAGGAAGUACAUCCCAGCCAGUGUCCUGCGCAAGAUUGACGACAGACAGCCCCUGGCGUGCCUAUCCGAGCUGCGGCCGGUCACCUGCCUCUUUGUGAAGCUGCAGUUUGCUGCCAAGGUCAACCUAACGCAAAUCUGCAAGGCUAUCCAGGACAGCAGCGUGCUGAUUUCGGAGAUCCUCCGUCCUCACAAGGGCGAAAUCAACAAAAUCUCCAUGUUUGAUAAGGGCUGCACGCUGCUGUGUGUGUUUGGCCUCCCUGGAGGAAAGCUGCCCUGCGAGAGCGUUUGCGCCUUGGAAAGCGCGAUUAAAAUCUCCACCGCCUGCUCCGGCAGGCUGGGGAAAAUCGAGGCAGUGUCCGUGGGGGUCACCAGCGGGACGGCGUUCUGCGGAGUCGUCGGCCACCGCGUCAGGCACGAGUACACAGUCAUGGGCCAGAAGGUGAACCUGGCUGCCCGGCUGAUGGAGCACUACCCGGGGCUGGUGUCCUGCGAUGCGGCGACCUACGCAGCAUCCCGGCUGCCCCGGUCCUACUUCAAGGAGCUGCCGAAGGCCCAGAUGAAGGGGGUUGGCGAUCCUGGCACUGUCUAUCAGUACCUGGGGAUGUCGCAGAAGCUCAUAUUUGGCCUGGAUCUUAUGGAGGAGAGGUCAGAGUACGGCCCCUUGCUCGGUCGCGAGGAGGAGAUUGCCCUCUUUGAAAGUGCCUUGAAAGCCUACAGGACUUGUCACGAAAGCAGCAUCCUAGCAUUUGAGGGUGUGCUUGGCUCUGGAAAGAGCCAUUUACUCACUGAGCUGGCAUUUUUAGGCCAGGCUGCUGGCCACAGGGUGGUGGCCGUGGAACUGACAGAGCUAAACCUGAAGCAGGUCUACUCUGCCCUCCGUAUGGUGCUGGCCAUGGCCCUGGGCCUGCAGGCAUGUCAAUCGUGCAGUGCCAGACAGCUUGUGCUGCAGGCAAAGCUCCAAGGGCUGAUGGCAGAGAGCAGCUACUGCCUCCUCAACGACAUCUUCCUCGUUAAGUUUCCCCUCUCGACGGCAGUUUCCCAGAUGAGUGGCACUCAAAGGCAAAUGGAGCUGGAGUUGGUUUUGAAGAAAGUGCUCCAGAAGACUGUUGAAGAAGAUGGCGUUGUAUUUGUCAUCGACAACGCCCACUGCAUCGACUCUCCCUCCUGGAGUCUUAUGUGGAGCGUGCUCAGGGAUGUCUCAAUCUUCAUGGUGAUGAGCUUCACUGCCAGUCACUGCAGAAGACAGAGGCUUUGCCAAGCUGCCGUAGACAUCCUGAAGCUGCCAAAAACCAGUUGUGUUCGUCUGGGAGAGCUGAAGCCUUCCGCUGUAGUGCAGAAAGCCUGCCAGGCGCUUGGAGUUGUCAGCCUGCCCCAGGAUCUAGAGACGUUGCUGACGCAAAGAAGCUACGGCAUCCCCUAUUACUGUGAGGAACUGUUGCGCUACCUUCUUGGCCAUGACAUGCUCUUGUUCCACCCACUGGGGAAGGAUGGGAAACGAGAGGACAAGUGGGAGAGCCUCUUCACUUCUGUGACGGAGGCUUCAACCACCGCAGCAGCACGGAGCUCCAGCGCGGGGAAGGACCGCAGGGUGUGCACCAUGAGGCCGGAUGUGACCCUGCAGAACACUGUACUUCCCCCUACGUUGAAAGGGAUUGCGCUGGCUGAGCUGGACAGCAUGAAGCCCUCGGAGCAGAUGGUUCUGAAGUGUGCAGCCAUCCUAGGGCCGCUGUUCAGCACGGAGCUGCUGUUCCACAUCCUUCCCGGGUGGAGCAGGGCCAAGCUGAACAAGGCGCUGAAUGCCCUGGUGAGAUGCAACAUCCUCAAGUGGCUGAAUGCUGCCAAGGGGGCAGAAGAGAGCAGUGUUCCCACCGAGGGGUCAGGCACCUCUCUGGAGGAGGAGAGCGAUGCCCAGAAGUCAUCCAUGGAGGAGAGCAAGCAGAGGGCGAGGCUGGAGUCUGGCGUGCUGGCCUUUUGCGCCCCGCUGCUGCAGGAGGCUGCCUACGAACUGUGGCCGAAGGGACAGAGGGUGGCCCAGCACCACAAGUGUGCGGCCUUCCUGGAGAGGCACGCGCACAAGUGCCAGUGCUGCGGGGGAGGCGACUUUGUUGCCUUCCACUGCUUGGCCCUGGGCAGCACGCAGGAGGCCGAGAGUGGAGAAGAGCAUGGCAGCGACUGCUACUGGGGCAACUGGGAGGCCUCCCUGGCGACCAGCGAGGAGAUGAAGUCGGACGAGCUCCCCGCCUCUACGGAUGCUUCAAGUGGUGUACCGAAAGAGAAGAGCUUCUUGGAGGAGAUUUUUCACUAUGCCCAACGGAAUGGCUUGCCGUUGCUGAAAAGGGGAACUGUUGCUUCUCGUGCUGGUUCUGCCCUGCCUGAGUCCACUGUGCCUGUGCUCUGGGGCCCCAGGGCUCCUCAGAGUGCCCAGCAUAUACUGGUCAACGGGCCCGCAAUAGCAGCAAAGCAGUUUCUGGCUAAGACCGAAUGGAUGCACAAGGUGCCCAGCAAGACCCACUGGACGCAGGGUGUGGAGUGUUCCUGCAGCUGCAAGGCCAUUGUGGACUUGGUGCUUGUGCCCUUGGCUCAGCACUACAUGGCAGUGGGCAAUGACGCCCGAGCCUUUUAUUAUCUGCUGGAGGGUGCGGCUGCCUACUUGCACGUCUCCGACAACUACCUGGCCUUCCGGAACCUGAGAAAAGCAGAAGUGCUGAGGACCUCGGUGGCUAAGAAGGGAAAUGCGCUUGCUUGCUUUGAAGAAGCCACUUUGCUGAGCCUCAAAGGAGAGGUCUGCUACCAUAUGGGACAAACGGAGCUGGCGAAGACAAUGAUCAGGAAGGCAUUGAGCCUGCUGAAGAGGAAAUUCCCCACGACCUCCACUGGCGCCGCCUUGCAGCUUGUCCUGGAAAAGUCAGAGCAUGCCUCUCACAAGAAGAACAGAGACUGCUCCAUUCCUCAGGAGGCAGGGAGGCAGAGGCUCCCCUGGCUGUUCCGGCAAAGCCACUGCCUGUCCUUACUGCGGCAGCUCUUCAGCCUGGAGAGCGCCGCCGGCAGUCGGAGGCUCUCCCGCCUGGCAGCACUCAUGAAGGUGAACACGGCCAAGGAGUCCGAGGACGCGAGUCACGUCCUCUUGUCCUACCUGGAAUAUGCGCUGUGCUGCCAGAACCUGGGCUGCCGGGAAGAGUGGCUGCAAUACGGGUGGGCGGCCAUGCAGCUUAGUGCUGAGGUGCAGCUCUUUGGAGGAGGGAUAUUAAACACGGCCAGCUUUGCCCAGGCCCUGUCCCAUCUGACCCUCAGCCUGGGAAAUCUGCCUCUGUCUGUCGACAUAGGCUAUCGUUCUGAGAGGCUCUGCAUGGAGCUGCAGAAGCCUGACCUGGGCUACGUGGUUCUCAGGACCCUCUUCAUGGCACUCUUUCUGCAGAUGAGGUACCCGGAAUGUGAGGCAGUGCUGCGCAGGCUAGAGAAGCAGGUGUCUGGAGCAGAUGAGAUCGUUGGGCAGGCAUGCUUCUUCUCCUGCUGCUUAGACCUCUUGCUUGAUGCUGGGUGGCAGUAUAAGUCCUUUGAAGAGUGCAGGAGGUUCGUGGAGCAGAACGAAGCCAACUGCCUUCUCCAGGCGCAGAGCAGCAUCCUGCUUGGACUGUAUUCGUCUCUGGCUCUUUGGUUUGCAAGGCUCGGGCAGUGGGACAACUUCCAGAAGCCCUUUGAAAAGGCCAAGAGGCUGCUGAAGAGCACUGGCGCCUGCCUUGUGGCCAGCCAAGCGUGCAGCCGGCUCCUGGAGUGCCAUAGCCUGGUGCUGAAAAAGGACAUGGAGCACGGCUCGUGGAGGGCCCGUGACAGCUGCCGCAGGGCUCUAAGGCUCGCCGAAGAGGUUUUCUCUCGGUGCUCCACAAGCCCCGUCUUCCACCCCAGAGUCUACCACCUGAAAGCCUACAUUUUGCUGAUGCUGGGGAAUGAAGAGCAGAGCCUGCUGUGCCUCAAUCAGGGCCUCCAAGCCUGUGAAGACCAUGGCAACCUGCUGGAGAAGACUUGGCUGGAGAUGAGCACUGAGUGCUGGUUCACUGGAAAAGGCCCCCUGGGAGAUUUGUGGCUGAAGACAGCCCCACAUUUUCCCCACCUGAACCAAGCAAAGCCAGAGGUCUGUAGCUCCAGGUUUUAUGCACAAGGGGAUGUCAAGGGUUACACCUUUGUGAUAAGUUAG
Messenger RNA from Rhea pennata, 4992 nucleotides. RefSeq names its product adenylate cyclase type 10-like. Lineage: Eukaryota; Metazoa; Chordata; Aves; Rheiformes; Rheidae. The coding region runs from base 1 to 4992 and encodes 1663 amino acids. Gene Ontology annotation, cellular component: cytoplasm. Gene Ontology annotation, molecular function: adenylate cyclase activity; protein binding. Gene Ontology annotation, biological process: intracellular signal transduction; cyclic nucleotide biosynthetic process. The transcript has 34 exons. The record is from RefSeq and is a predicted model, not a curated record.